CCGCGGCGCUGAGGGUCUCCGAUUGGCUGCCGUUGGCGCGAAGGCGUCGCGCGCGGCUGCGGUUCUGAGGCGACGGGCGAACGGGGGGGGGCACGGGAACCGGCGGCGGCCUCGCCAAACGGUAGAGGCGUGCCCAGCCAGCCAGCCGUCGGAAACCGGGAGCCGCGACGCUGCACGCGCAGCCCCGAUAAGUCGCCAUCAUGGCGGAUAAGGAAGCUGCCUUUGAUGAUGCAGUGGAGGAACGAGUGAUCAAUGAAGAAUAUAAAAUAUGGAAAAAGAAUACUCCCUUUCUUUAUGACCUUGUAAUGACACAUGCUUUAGAAUGGCCCAGCUUGACUGCUCAGUGGCUUCCUGAUGUAACCAGACCCGAAGGCAAAGAUUUCAGUAUUCAUCGGCUAGUUCUUGGGACCCAUACAUCUGAUGAGCAAAAUCACCUUGUAAUAGCCAGUGUUCAGCUCCCCAAUGAUGAUGCCCAGUUUGAUGCCUCACAUUAUGAUAGUGAAAAGGGAGAAUUUGGUGGCUUUGGAUCUGUUAGUGGAAAAAUUGAAAUUGAAAUAAAGAUCAACCAUGAAGGAGAAGUGAAUAGAGCUCGUUACAUGCCUCAGAAUCCUUGCAUUAUUGCCACAAAAACUCCGUCGAGUGAUGUUCUUGUAUUUGAUUAUACCAAACAUCCGUCUAAACCAGAUCCUUCUGGGGAGUGCAAUCCAGACCUACGUCUUCGGGGGCAUCAAAAAGAAGGUUAUGGUCUGUCUUGGAAUCCAAAUCUUAGUGGACAUUUGCUUAGUGCAUCUGAUGAUCAUACUAUUUGCUUGUGGGACAUCAGUGCUGUUCCAAAGGAAGGGAAAGUGGUGGAUGCUAAAACUAUCUUCACUGGUCAUACAGCUGUGGUGGAAGAUGUUUCCUGGCAUUUGCUCCAUGAAUCUCUUUUUGGAUCUGUUGCUGAUGAUCAGAAACUCAUGAUCUGGGACACCCGUUCAAACAACACUUCCAAACCAAGCCAUUCAGUGGAUGCUCACACUGCUGAAGUGAACUGCCUGUCUUUCAAUCCUUACAGUGAGUUCAUCCUGGCUACAGGAUCAGCCGAUAAGACGGUUGCAUUGUGGGAUCUGAGAAACUUGAAACUAAAGCUGCAUUCCUUUGAGUCACAUAAAGAUGAAAUAUUUCAGGUUCAGUGGUCACCACAUAAUGAAACUAUUUUGGCCUCCAGUGGUACUGAUCGCCGAUUGAAUGUCUGGGAUUUGAGUAAAAUUGGAGAAGAACAAUCUCCUGAGGAUGCAGAAGAUGGUCCACCUGAAUUGCUGUUCAUUCAUGGGGGUCACACUGCAAAGAUAUCUGACUUCUCCUGGAAUCCCAAUGAACCCUGGGUAAUUUGUUCUGUAUCAGAAGACAAUAUAAUGCAAGUGUGGCAGAUGGCUGAGAACAUAUAUAAUGAUGAAGAUCCUGAAGGAAGUGUGGAUCCAGAAGGACAAGGAUCCUAGACAUGGCCCCUUUUCUUAUUUCUCUUACUGUCCUCUUCCUGCCUUUUCUAACUAUCCUACUAUUGACAAUAUUUGAAAGAAGUAAAUCACACUGCAUUCAGCAACUCAUUUAUGAAUGCUGUUUAUCUGAGAAUGUAAAAGGUUGCUGUAGAAUGUUGACAGAUUGGCCUUUUUUGACCAUUUCUCUUCUAAAGAAUUUGUGAGUUAUGCUAGUGUGAAUAUCUUGCCACAACUAUGAUUACUUUGUGAUUUUUUAAAAAACAACAAUACAAGGUAUGCUCAAACUGUUGCAGUACAAGUUGCAGAGGGGAUUCUCUUAUAAAUAUUUUUGGUGCCCUCCAAUAAAAGUGUUGGAAUUACUUUUGUUCUCUAAUCAAGUUCUUGGCGUAGAUAAAUCCAAUGCAGGUUCAUCAUUUCUCAUUCUUGUCUCUAGCUGCUGUCAGUGAGACUUUGUUCCUAGGUUUCUCUGUAGCAUCUUGUUCCCUCUAUCAUUUUCCAAUAAGACAUCUUAGGAUGUUAGGAUAUGAAUAUAAUAUGGUGAUAGCCUAUAUAUCUGCACAUUGCUUGGCUGUCUCUGUAUCUUUCUUGAAAUGUGUUUCAUCUUUUAUUUCUUGUUCAUUGUUUUUGUGUUUUAACUUGGAAGACCAAGUUGUAAAAGGUGUUUCAGCUGAGUGAUAGAUCGCAGACCUCAUGCCCAGCUUCCUAGAAUUGAACACUGGUAGCAGGUAUACCUAAUACAGAAUGAUGAAAUUACUUCAGUUUGCCUCCAAAUAUUUGCUGUGUAGAUUUAACUGUUUCACCAGCAGCCAGUGUAACUUCAUGAACCCUGUAAAAAAACCUUCAAGUGAAAUAAAUUCAUUUUUUUAUGUAGAA
This is a messenger RNA of Ahaetulla prasina, 2351 nucleotides long. RefSeq names its product RB binding protein 4, chromatin remodeling factor (gene RBBP4). Bases 201 to 1478 code for a protein of 425 amino acids. Gene Ontology annotation, molecular function: histone binding. Gene Ontology annotation, cellular component: NuRD complex; ESC/E(Z) complex; nucleus. Gene Ontology annotation, biological process: regulation of gene expression. The record is from RefSeq and is a predicted model, not a curated record. The transcript has 12 exons. Lineage: Eukaryota; Metazoa; Chordata; Lepidosauria; Squamata; Colubridae.